This is a messenger RNA of Mizuhopecten yessoensis (Yesso scallop), 1099 nucleotides long. RefSeq names its product pinin-like. The annotation marks the transcript as partial. The record is from RefSeq and is a predicted model, not a curated record. The transcript has 3 exons. Lineage: Eukaryota; Metazoa; Mollusca; Bivalvia; Pectinida; Pectinidae.
AUGGAACUGCCAACGGAGGUUCGGAGCGGAAGUGGUGCAUUCUGGAAAAUUGCAACGAUGCCUCGAAGGAAGAACUUGAAGAAGUCUGUGGUGAAGAGAGAGAUGUGGAGGUCUCUCAAGAAGAGACAGACGGACCAGGCUGAGGAAGUGGCCACAUUAAAAACACAGCCAAUUGACAAACACUUGACUGAGGAAGUGGCCUCGAUAAAAACACAGCCAAAUGACUUUGCUCGUGAGAGCACCAAUAAAACUCAGAUUAAACUUUCCCAGAUUGAACAACACAUUGAACCUCACAUUGAACUUAUUCAUAUUGAUCACCAGUUUGAACUUGCCCAGUUUGAACCUGCUCACAUUGAACCUCAGGUUAAACUUGACCAGAUUGAACCUGAAAUUGAACUUGCCCUGAAUGAUUCCAGGAUUGACUCGGCUCAGAUUGAACCCCAGAUUGAACCUGAAACUAAACUAGCCCAGAAUGAAACCAUGAUUCAAUCUACGCAGAUUGAACCCCAGAUUGAGCCCCAGGUCGAAAUUGAAAUUACACUUCCCAUGAAUGAACCUCAGAUUGAACUUGCUCAGAAUGAAACCAUGAUUGAAUCCACGCAGAUUGAGCCCCAGGUUGAAAUCGAAAUUAUACUUCCCAUGAAUGAACCUCAGAUUGAACUUGCUCAGAAUGAACCUCAGAUUGAACUUACCCUGAAUGAACCACACUUUGAACCUGCUCAGAUUGAACCUAAACCAAAAGAAAGAGUCUCUAAUUAUAAAUCUAAUAAGAUUUAUCGAACAAGUGAACGCAAAAAAGAACUUGAAAAUAAACGAAUAGCUAGAGCUGAUGAAAACUUUAAAGUUUGUGAAGCUGAAAAGAAACAGAGCCGUAGAUCUAAUGAAACUUAUCGAGCAACUGAACGGAAUGAAGAACUUGAAUGUAAACAGAAAGCUAGAACUGAUGAAAGCUUUAAAGACAAAGAAGCUAAAAAGAAACAGAGCCGUAGAUCUGAUGAAACUUAUCGAGCAAGUGAACGGAGAAAAGAACUUGAAUGUAAACAGAAAGCUAGAACUGAUGAAAGCUUUAAAGACAAAGAAGCAAAAAAGAAACAGAGCC